AUGGGUGUACUUGAUAUAGUUCCAACAGGUGUUUUGACCGGUGAUAAUGUGUUGAAAUUAUUUACUUAUGCUCGAGAGCAUCAAUUUGCUAUUCCAGCUAUUAAUGUCACGUCAUCGUCAGCAAUCAACGCUGUUCUUGAAGCCGCUCGCGAUGCUAAAUCGCCAGUUAUCAUUCAAAUUUCUCAAGGUGGUGCGCAAUUCUUUGCUGGUAAAGGUUUAAACAAUGAUGGACAAGCUGCGAGUAUCCUAGGCGCAAUUGCUGCUGCACAUCAUGCUCGUACUGUUGCGAAACAUUAUGGUGUACCCGUCGUUUUACAUAGUGAUCAUUGUGCGAAGAAAUUAGAACCAUGGUUUGUUGGUAUGCUCGAAGCCGAUGAAGCUUAUUUCAAAGAACAUGGUGAACCGUUGUUCAGCUCUCAUAUGCUCGAUUUCUCCGAAGAAACCAAAGAGAAUAACAUUGCUGCUUGUAAGAAAUAUUUAACUCAUAAACAAUGGUUCGUUCAAUGUGAUUGGUUCAACUUCGGAAUCAGUCAAUUAGCUACUUUAUACACAAUUCCAAUAUCAAUUAUCAAUCAUUUCAUUGUAAAUGUUACUCAUUUAAAGUUGAAUCUUCCAUUAGGAAAUCAGUUUUGGUUGUCAUUUCCAUCGUUUGAUCGAUUAAUAUCGUUAGAAAUUACAUUUAUUGAACGAUCGAUUUACAUUUCAUUCCAAAUUUUACUCGAUCGAUCAUCUCGACUUCAAUCGAUCUGUUUCAGUAAAUGUUCUGAUAUGGAAUUUGUAUCGAAAUUAACAAGUCAAUCGGUUCGUCGAUUAGAUUUUUUAACUAAAAAUGUUUACAAAAAAUAUUUUACAAAACAACAAUGCUCAACUUUACGUCAUUCCUCACUUGGAUCUCAAUGCAAAUCACUUCUAAUUCCCGUCGAAAGUCGAACGGAUGUGAUUUAUCUAGUGAAAUCUCUUCCGAAUCUUCACUCGUUGACUUUCCAAUGCAAAGAUGAUCCGUUUGACGACGGAUUUCUCCAUUGGUUUCAUCGACAUUUACCUUCUACAUGUUCAAUCGAUCGAGAUGCGAAUCAAACAUCACAUAUUCGUUUAUGGAUUCGUUAA
Molecule: messenger RNA, 1107 nt
Organism: Adineta ricciae
Lineage: Eukaryota; Metazoa; Rotifera; Eurotatoria; Adinetida; Adinetidae
Source: the annotation of a GenBank genome assembly